Arachis duranensis is the source of this 2014-nucleotide messenger RNA. RefSeq names its product PGR5-like protein 1A, chloroplastic. Bases 1295 to 1636 code for a protein of 113 amino acids. The transcript has 6 exons. Gene Ontology annotation, biological process: photosynthetic electron transport in photosystem I. The record is from RefSeq and is a predicted model, not a curated record. Lineage: Eukaryota; Viridiplantae; Streptophyta; Magnoliopsida; Fabales; Fabaceae. Gene Ontology annotation, molecular function: oxidoreductase activity, acting on iron-sulfur proteins as donors. Gene Ontology annotation, cellular component: chloroplast thylakoid membrane.
UUCCCCCUAGCACCCACUCCACCCCCAAUACGUGAAUCCAUAUAUCACUACCCCUGAACGCUGAACCCAAAUCAAAUUCACCCUACCAAAACCCUAAGUUCUCCCUGCAACGGUUCUGCCGCGGUGCCGCCGCCGUCCGUGCUGUCGACGCCUCUGCUUCCUCUCUUGUAGUUCGGCGUCCUCCUUCCCCUGUCCCCGUCCUCCCCGGAUUCUCUCGAACUUGGAGCAGCUUGCGGCUGUGUCGCCACUCGCUGUCGUCUCGCCGGGCGCCGUCCAUGUCGCCGUCGAAGGUAAGCGGCACUGCCUUCACUUCCUCAGUUCUCUUCUUCUUCACUCCCCGCUGUUGUUGAUUUUUGAAUGUGACCUGUUGUUGAUUUUUGAAUGUGAAACUGUGAAUGGAUUAAUGGGAAAUCAAAUAAUUGAUUUUGUGCUGUUGCUCUUUUUUUAAUUCCUGAAAUUUUUGUUGAAAUUUUCUUCCUGCUGCUUAAAAUAGAAAUCAAAUCAUUAUUGAAAUUUUUGUUUAGCUUUAUUGAUUUCAGGUUUAGUGUGAUUAGGGAUUACUAGUUACUGUUUUGUAACGAUUGUUGCUGAAUGCUAAAAAUGGAAAUCAAAUCAAGUGUUGUUUGUUGCUGAAGGAUAAUUUUUCUUGCUUAAUGCUGAAUGCUGUUGGUAGUAUUAAUUUUGCUGCUGUUAUGAACUUAGCUGAGUUUUUUCGUUGCCUAAUUGCCAUGCUAUUGUUGUAUCUUGCUAUGUUAUACUUCUAGUUUCUAGUAGUUUUUGUUCAAGUUUUUCCUUAUUGAUGUAUAUUGUUUUAAGCAAUUGUGAAGUUGAGAGGAAGAAGUUUGGAAUCAGUCCUAGAAAAUAGGUUGUUAGUUGUUUUGGUUGUUGAUCAAGAUUUGUAUGUCACAAAAUGAUCAAUGGGAGAAAGUUGUGGAAGGUCAUAUUUUAAGUUCUGUUAUUUUGAUUGAGAAUUACUACAUCUACAUACAAUAUAGACAAAGAUUAGUGAGUAGUUUUCUUUGAAUUCUAUCAAUAGCAGGUAUAAACGAAAUUUUGUUUCAUUAUCCACGUUUAGAUUUAAUGAUUACUUUAUUUUGAGACGUAAGGUGUGACUGCAGCAGCUAAACAACUAUUGGCUUUGAUGUUACGUUGGAAAGCCAAAGGAACCCACCGUACCACUGAUAUGUAAAUAUCCGAAGGAAAAUGGGAAAAGGGUUUUGAAUUUGGAUUGAAUUUUUGGUCAAGUGUGACUUCAUUCUAACUUGUGAGCAGCCCCUUGCUAAUUGCUAACCAAAUGGAUAAAAAGGUUCAAAAGUCAGUAAGUAGCAAGAAUUUUGUGAUCACAUAUCUUCUAGAGCUUCCAGAGCCGUUUAGUGUCAUUUUCACAUGGUUUGCCGCUGUUCUCCUCCUUGUGUGGUUGGCUCGGUCACUUACAAGUGCUAUUAUAAAGGAUUCCUUGAUUCUAGAGGGUCCCUGUCCUAACUGUGGUACUGAAAAUACUUCAUUCUUGCGUACUAUACUUUCUAUUUCAAGUGGGGAUUCCACCAAUAAAGUCAAAUGUGAAAACUGUGGUACCGCAUUGGUGUAUGAUUCAACUACAAGAUUGAUUACAAUACCAGAAGGAAGCAGUUCCUAAGUGGAGUACGUGAAGAUAUAUAUAAGACACACAAAUGGGUAGUGACUAAUUUUAUCAGUGGCAAGCCAUGACUCUGCCUGAUAGAUACAUUGACGAUAGAACUCAGUAGGAUCAAACUCAAGCAGCGGGGUUGAGUUCAAACCAUUUCGCAGCUACUGCUUUGUCAUUAACCAACAUUUUUUUUGUGUUUAUUUUAUUAUUUUGGUCCCACUAACAUUUUUUAACUAAAAUAUCACCUUAUAUUAGCCAAAUUAUAUCACAUUACUUUCACAUAUAUUAUUCUACUUUUAUCAUUGAAUCCGCCAAUAAUAAGAUGUAUACAAAUAUUAUUCUACUUUCACAUAUAUAUUCUACUAUUAACAAAGCAAGUUACAAUAA